Messenger RNA from Drosophila sechellia, 897 nucleotides. Its product is annotated as trypsin. The record is from RefSeq and is a predicted model, not a curated record. NCBI's taxonomy places the organism in Eukaryota, Metazoa, Arthropoda, Insecta, Diptera, Drosophilidae. The transcript has a single exon. Gene Ontology annotation, molecular function: serine-type endopeptidase activity. Gene Ontology annotation, biological process: proteolysis. The coding region runs from base 16 to 798 and encodes 260 amino acids.
AUUUCAAGUUUAACCAUGUCGCUACGUUUGGGUUUGUGUCUUUUGGCUGCACUUGGUGUGGUAAUCCCCACGGAUUCCGCCUCCAUAAGCACCCACAUUGUUGGUGGCGAUCAGGCGGACAUCGCUGACUAUCCGUACCAGGUGUCCGUUCGCCUGGAGACCUACAUGCUGCUCCACAUCUGCGGUGGUAGCAUCUAUGCACCACGGGUCGUCAUCACUGCCGCCCACUGCAUCAAGGGACGCUAUGCCUCGUACAUCCGGAUCGUGGCUGGUCAGAACUCGAUUGCCGAUCUGGAGGAGCAGGGCGUUAAGGUCAGCAAGCUGAUCCCCCAUGCCGGUUACAAUAAGAAAACGUAUGUGAAUGAUAUCGGUUUGAUCAUCACUCGCGAGCCAUUGGAGUACUCCGCCCUGGUGCAACCCAUUGCUGUGGCCCUGGAGGCUCCGCCGUCGGGUGCCCACGCCGUCGUGAGUGGUUGGGGCAAGCGGGCCGAAGAGGAUGAAGCUCUGCCCGCCAUGCUGCGCGCCGUUGAGCUGCAGAUCGUCGAGAAGAGCACCUGCGGUGCCCAAUAUCUGACGAAGGACUACACGGUGACCGAUGAGAUGCUCUGCGCCGGCUAUCUGGAGGGCGGCAAGGACACCUGCAAAGGAGAUUCCGGUGGACCCUUGGCCGUGGACGGAGUCCUGGUGGGUGUGGUGUCCUGGGGCGUGGGCUGCGGCAGGGAAGGAUUCCCGGGUGUCUACACCAGCGUCAAUUCCCAUAUCGAUUGGAUCGAGGAGCAGGCGGAGGCAUAUCUCUAAAAAUGUGGAUAGCUUCACAAGCACAAGGCGAACAAAUUAAUCAAACAAAUUAUUAUUUUACCACAAUAAUAAAUAUCAAAAGAGCAUUUAGAAAACAUA